This is a messenger RNA of Diaporthe batatas, 2321 nucleotides long. RefSeq lists its product as uncharacterized. The transcript is spliced from 3 exons. Gene Ontology annotation, molecular function: protein dimerization activity; RNA polymerase II cis-regulatory region sequence-specific DNA binding; DNA-binding transcription factor activity, RNA polymerase II-specific. The record is from RefSeq and is a predicted model, not a curated record. Gene Ontology annotation, biological process: positive regulation of transcription by RNA polymerase II. Lineage: Eukaryota; Fungi; Ascomycota; Sordariomycetes; Diaporthales; Diaporthaceae. The coding region runs from base 743 to 1393 and encodes 216 amino acids.
CUGUAUCGCCUCGUCGAACGGGUGGUAUUGGAACAUUAGCUGCAGGCGGUGCCGCGACUAGCUGCAGCCCUGGUGUUUUCCAUUGUUUCCCACCUUCCCACACUCGGCCAAGCAACCCUCCCGUCUUGUUAGGCUAAGGGCUAAGGACACCCCCUCAAAGACACCCCAACCCAACCCCAUCUGCCCUUUAACUCUAUGGACGUGGCCCGCCGUCCGUGUGCUACUACCCAGCUAUUCUCUUUUCAAUCAUUCGGCAGCCCUCCCAAGCCUGAUCAGUCGACGCUCUAGGAACUGACAAUCUGUCGGCUUCUCUACAGGGAAUCGCGAUACCAACACGUAACUUACUCUUCGGAUUCAGGCAAACAGCUUUGUUUUUAUUACCUCCUGAGUCGUUCGCGAGGCUCGCGUUCAGUCUGUUCCGCACCUUUCCCCUUGUUACCCAUCCUGGCAUCCGUGACCACUCCCUAAGCGCGACACGACUCGUUGCGGGCGCACUACCAGACUCUCUCUACCCGCUUGUUACCCCCCAAGGUCCUAAAUAAAAAUUGCUUCCCUUCCCGGACACACCAGGCUCGAUCCAGUGCAGCGCCGCAAACCCAGCUCUUCGAGACACAGUCAUACAACAGAGCCUCUCACUCGACGCCAGAUCAAGUAUAGGCAAUCCGCACCACACUCAAAACAGAAUCUCCACCAUCUUGCCUUUUUAAGGCCUUUUUUUUUUUGGGUGAUACAAUUCGAGACAAUGGCCGACAUUACCGACCAACACGACCAGACCUCACCCACCGAGCUCGAAGAUCACGCUGGAAACGGCGCUUCUGAGACUCGCGGUGUCAAACGCCCACGCCCGUCUGCCGCCGAUGAUGAUGACGACGACGACGAGAAGGGUGGUCGCGAGCGACGUAAGAUCGAGAUUAAGUUCAUCGCCGACAAGUCGCGCCGGCACAUCACCUUUUCGAAGCGCAAGGCUGGUAUUAUGAAGAAGGCUUAUGAGUUGUCCGUCCUCACUGGUACACAAGUGUUACUCCUCGUGGUGUCGGAGACAGGCCUCGUCUACACCUUCACGACGCCAAAGCUUCAGCCGCUCGUCACCAAGGCCGAGGGCAAGAACCUGAUCCAAGCCUGUCUGAACGCGCCGGAACCUAGCCAGGGCAACGAAAACGGGGUUGACGACUCCAACCAAGUCGACUCUCCCGAAGAGCCCCCCAACCAUAUGCAGCAACAGCAGGGCCGCGCGAUGCCACAAAACCCUCACAUGCCUCCCAAUUACAUGCCCAACGUUGCGCCCAUGGAUCCAAACCAGGCACUUGCAUACCAGAACUACGUCCAGAGAGGAGGGCAGUAUGCGAUCCCACCUCAAGCCGGCAUGCCGCAGCAUGCCCAGCAUCAAUCAUAGUUGCUGUUGCAUCGCCUCGACCAGCGCGAACCGACGUUGAUUCUCGCAUGAUACCCAUAAAUAUGGAAACUGGGACGACUAAGAUCACGGACCGCGACGGUUUAUGUUUCCAGGCGUUUCUCGGUUCUGUGGCUCCUCAAUGUCACCUUACCCCUUCAUCCCUCCAGUUCGUCGUUGGUGUUUCGCCCUUCCUCUCCCUCUCUCACUCACUCUCUUUUUUAUUUGGCCACAACUAUUGGCGGCCGUUUGUAAUUUGCUGGGGUCAUCCUGUGCGUGCGUGCAUGCAUCGCAGCAGUCACCUUAUUCCAUUUUCCCUUGCCCUCAGGCGUUCGAGUAAUCCUCUGGCCGACUAUGCACGCAUUUACCCCUGCUGCACGAGACCAGACGGGGCGAUUGCGACUGGAAUCGUAUGACGAUUGCCGUGUGCGCUUCAAACUCUCUGCAAAACGUGCGGCAUGGCAGCGAAACGGUGCCCGUGUGCUAGACCACUUCCACGCCGUCCACGCUGGAGCACCACAUUGGUCCCGGGCGACGAAACAGCAGAUUUGAGCUAGGGAUGAGAUCUCAAACGCAGUUAUGACCGUCAAUGACGGAUGGAAAUGAUGCACCUCACCGAUGGUUAUGAACUGGAAAGGAAUAUCUGCCGACACAUGGAUCUGCUGGAGGGACUUAGACUGUCCCUGUCUUGCCCCGUUUGUCGGAGAAGGCGAUUGACUCUGCUAGAUGUGGCAGGUUCUUGGUUGGAGUUGAUCAAGGGCAUCUAUGUUUUUCAUGAUUUCAGCGACGGAAGUGAAGGCGGGGACGAGGUGGGGAGGAGGUGAAGAGGAAAUGGGGAGGAGGAAACGAUUAGCUACUCUGUAACAACAUCAUAUGGGUUCUCUAGACAUACCCGCAACAUUAAUCGCUCGUUCGACGUUAUUACUUCUUG